This is a messenger RNA of Rhododendron vialii, 3523 nucleotides long. Its product is annotated as probable LRR receptor-like serine/threonine-protein kinase At2g16250. The transcript is spliced from 4 exons. Gene Ontology annotation, molecular function: ATP binding; protein binding; protein kinase activity. The record is from RefSeq and is a predicted model, not a curated record. Lineage: Eukaryota; Viridiplantae; Streptophyta; Magnoliopsida; Ericales; Ericaceae. Gene Ontology annotation, biological process: protein phosphorylation. The coding region runs from base 354 to 3068 and encodes 904 amino acids.
CUACUACUAUUUGUCCCCUCCCCACUUCUCUCUCUUUCGUCAACCGAAGAAACUGAAACAAGUCGUAGACCCUCAGCACUAAAUCUGCCAGAAGAGAAGAAGCACAGAGAUUGAAGAAAACCCAAUUAAUGCCUUCUUUCUUCUUUAAGGUAAGAGCUGUAUCCACAGUUUUAGAGAAAGAAAGAGAAACCCGUAUCCCUGUGUCCAACUCAACCCCCCCUUUUUCUUUCAAUGCACAAUUACUGUUUCACCCAUACCAGAGCAACAUGCCAUGUAUGACUGACUGAGCACAUCAAGAUGCAAACUUUACUAACAAGAUUAUUGAGGCAUUGUUUUAUUUCUCCAAAUUAGUCAUGGUAGAUCGAAGAAGCCUAGCUGUUGCCUUAUGCAAUCUGUUCCUGCUGUUUCACUGCACAUUCCAACAAUCAUCCCAACCAUUGAGUUCUUUUGCCGAGAAAAUCACUUUGCUCCAACUCAGAUCAACGUUAGGGUUAAGAAGCAGAGAUUGGCCCAUAAAAGGUGACCCUUGUUUAAAGUGGGUCGGUAUCCAAUGCCAGAAUGGUUCAGUUAUUGGGAUCAAUAUUUCUGGGUUUAAGAGAACCAGAAUUGGUAGUCAAAACCCCCAAUUUUCAGUUGAUGCCCUGGCCAAUUUGACCCUGUUGGAGUCAUUUAAUGCUUCUAGGUUCUUGCUCCCCGGUUCAAUUCCUGACUGGUUUGGCAACGAGUUAACCGCUCUCCAAGUUCUUGAUCUUCGGUUUUGUUCUAUUUCUGGUGCUAUUCCGUUUAGUCUCGGUAAUUUGAGUAAUGUUGGUAGUCUGUUUUUAGCUGGUAAUGAUCUUACUGGGGUAGUUCCAGCUAGUUUGGGUCAGUUGUCGCGCCUUUCGGUUCUUGAUCUGUCUAGGAAUUCGCUUAUCGGAUCUAUUCCACCGUCUUUUGCCUCUCUUGGGAAUCUCACUUCGCUCGACAUGUCUUCGAAUUUCUUGUCCGGGAUAGUUCCUGCGGACUUUGGGGCUCUUUCCAAGCUCCAGUUCUUGAAUCUGUCCAAUAAUAGUCUUUCUUCUUCGAUACCCGCUCAACUUGGUAACCUUUCUAGUUUGGUUGACCUUGAUCUCAGCUUGAAUGCUUUUUCUGGGUCGGUUCCGCCGGACUUGGGAGGUUUAGGGAAUUUGCAGAAGAUGGUUUUUGGGUACAAUUUGCUUGCUGGUUCUUUGCCAGGUAACUUGUUUCCUAAUCUGACUCAGUUGCAGUUUAUAGUUCUAAAUAAUAACAGUUUCACCGGUGAUCUUCCUGAUGUAUUGUGGUCGAUACCUGCGUUGCUUUACCUUGAUGCCUCCAACAAUAACUUCUCUGGGAUGCUGCCCAACACAAGCGGGGGUUUUGGUGUCAAUGCUACAGUAUUGAACCUUUCUCACAAUAUGUUUUACGGAGAUCUCGCACCUGUAAUUAGUAGGUUCAGUUUUAUUGACAUUACCAGUAACUAUUUCGAAGGCAGGGUUCCAAACUAUAUUGGUAGUAAUGCAUCCCUUGAUGGGAAUUGCCUCACAAACUUGUCAAGCCAGAGGAAUGGCACUGAAUGUGCAUCAUUUUAUUCUGAUAGAGGCCUUGUAUUUGAUAAUUUCGGUCUCCCAAAUGGCACUCAGCCCCCUCCAUCUGUAUCAGCUAAGAAAAGUCACAGAUAUUGGAUCAUAUUGGCAGGAGUCUUGGGUGGUGUACUGUUUAUUGCACUUUUGGUAGGUUUGGUAGUACUGAUUGUAUACUGCCACAACAGAGGUGCAAGGAACCAGAGAGGGACGACUGGUGUGGUGGCUGUUCCUGCUGGCGGAAGUCCACAACCUCCUGGAUUGGCUUUAAACUUUUCAAGUCUUGGCGAUGGAUUUACAUAUCAGCAGCUUCUCUUGGCAACAGACAAUUUCAAUGAUGUUAACCUCAUCAAACAUGGCCAUUCAGGUGAUCUCUUUCGAGGAAUUCUGGACGGUGGGGUCCCUGUAGUCAUCAAAAAGGUUGACUUGCAAGCAGUCAAGAAGGAAACAUACAUGUCAGAGUUAGACUUUUUCAGUAAGGUUUCUCAUGCCAGAUUGGUUCCGCUCCUCGGACAUUGCCUGGAGAACGAGAAUGAGAAGUUUCUGGUUUACAAAUACAUGCCAAAUGGGGAUUUGUCAAGUUCUUUGUACAGGAAAACAAGUUCAGAGGAUGAAAGUUUGCAGUCUCUGGAUUGGAUAACAAGGUUGAAAAUUGCAACAGGAGCUGCUGAGGGUCUGUCUUAUCUACAUCAUGAGUGUUCGCCACCCCAUGUCCACAGAGAUGUUCAAGCCAGCAGUAUACUUCUGGAUGAUAAAUUUGAAGUACGGCUAGGGAGCCUGAGUGAGGUUUGUGUUCAAGAAGGGGAUGCUCAUCAAAGCAUGAUUACCAGGCUGUUGCGGUUGCCAACAACAUCCGAUCAAGGCACUUCAGGUUUACCAACAUCCAAUUGUGCCUAUGAUGUUUACUGCUUUGGGAAGGUAUUGCUAGAGCUGGUAACAGGUAAGCUGGGAAUGAGCGCAUCAAGUGAAUCUGAGAUGAAGGAUUGGUUGGAAUCCACAUUGCCUUACAUAAGUAUAUAUGACAAAGAACUUGUGACAAACAUUGUGGACCCGUCUCUGAUAAUUGAUGAGGAUUUACUAGAAGAAGUAUGGGCAAUGGCAAUUGUUGCCAGAUCAUGCCUAAAUCCCAAACCUACACGGCGGCCACUUAUGAGAUAUAUCCUAAAAGCUUUGGAAAACCCCUUGAAGGUAGUGCGGGAAGAACACUCAAGCUCUGCUAGGCUGAGAGCUACUUCCUCGAGAGGGUCUUGGAAUGCUGCUCUGUUUGGUAGCUGGCGGCAUAGCUUGUCUGAUGCAGCUGCUGUUCCAGCGGCCUCUGGUAGCAAAGCUGAAGUUGGAGGUAGUUUCAAACAAUCGGCAACUUCUGCUUCCCAGGGAAGUGGUCAAAAUGGUUCGUCAUCGACUAGGCGGCAUUCUAAUGAGAUAUUCCCCGAACCAUCCAAUGCGCAAGAUUUAGAGAGACCAAAUGAGGGUUUAAGGGGAGAUUAGUUAUUGUUGAUUCUUUGUUAAUAAUACUACAGCAGGCUCCCCAUUCGUGUGCCUUGCUUUUGUUGUUGCCCCAAAUUGGGGCUGGGGUUUUUCUUGGCAUUUUUUUUCUCACUUUGGUGUGUCCAAAGAAUGCAUAGAGCGCCAUUAAAGGGAAAUGGGUAUCUAAUUUUGAAGGCCUGAUUGAUUCCCUUGACCAGAAAAGUCAAAUUGUUUAUGAGAGAGAGAGAGAGAGAGAGAGAGAGAGAGAGAGAGAGAGAGAGAGAGGUGACAUUGGUAGUUCUUGUUCUUUAAUUUGUUUGAGGGCUUGUUUAUGGUAGAAACAAGCUGCAUUUUUUAUAUGUAAUUUUGUUUACUGGUCUCUCAUGGAAUGUAAAUUGUAACAACCCGGUCUUUGCCUUAUUGGAUGCGAUUUUCCUUUAGAGUUAAAGGAAUGCACAGGGAAAGUUAUGCAAUAA